Messenger RNA from Gallus gallus (chicken), 5790 nucleotides. It is a transcript of the gene SLC38A7, whose product is annotated as solute carrier family 38 member 7. The transcript is spliced from 11 exons. The record is from RefSeq and is a predicted model, not a curated record. The coding region runs from base 1354 to 2742 and encodes 462 amino acids. Gene Ontology annotation, molecular function: L-alanine transmembrane transporter activity; L-asparagine transmembrane transporter activity; L-leucine transmembrane transporter activity. Lineage: Eukaryota; Metazoa; Chordata; Aves; Galliformes; Phasianidae. Gene Ontology annotation, biological process: amino acid transmembrane transport.
GGCUGACGAAGGAGUUCUCCAUCUAUAUGACAAAGGACGGCCGAAUCUCCGUGGCAGGAGUUGCAUCAAGCAAUGUAGGCUACCUGGCUCAUGCCAUCCAUCAAGUCACAAAGUAAAGACAGAGGCGUGCUCGGGGGCUGCUGGCCUUCCCCACCAGUCAAAGAAGGGGAGGGAAAGGGAGGAAGGAGAACACUUCCAACCACAGCACUUAACGCCGCUGCUGAAUGUAUCUUGUAGAUGAGUUGUUGUAGAAGCCUCUAGUCCAAAUUGCACCGCGUUGUGGAGCAAGGACAUAAUUGCUGGCUCCCCGUCGUCAUAGCUCUUCUCUCCUGCUGCUUGUCCUUUGUCCAUCAGCCCCAGCGCCCAUCUGCACUGGAGGGAGUAAGAGGUUACUGCUCUGCAUCCUACCAGCAUACACACCAAAGGCAUCCCUGUGCUUGUUUUUCCACAAGAAGGCUUUCCCUAACAGCAUCAGACAGGGAGGAGGGUGGGCUGGGGGGGAUGUCUGGGUUCAUCUGGUGACCCACACUCAGCCUAUCCCUGCUGCCUACAGGCUCUGUCCUCUUCCACCCUCUGCUGCUGGACUCGGGCUUAGCCUGGAGGUGGGCAGUGCUGAAGCUGCCAUCUGACAAGGAGUGUAAAGGCUCUGAGGACUUAUCACUACUAAAACGUGCUCCACUGUGGGCUUUGUUUCCAUCUGGGACUCUUUCAGGUGUCAUUCGCAGUGGCAUUGGUGUGUGUGUGUGGCAGACUCCUGUCACUGCUCUCAGCCUCUGCUCCCAUGUUCUGAGGUCAAGCAAUUUCUUGCCCCUUAAUAAGAACUUCCUCUGACAACUGCUCUCUGUGGCUCUGUGCGUCUCCCCAGCCCAUAUAGCCCCAUCCCACCAGCCCCAUAAGCCCGGAGGAGCUGGGCUGUGUCCAGCCUGACCUGGGGCUGCAGUGGCAUCCCUUCAUCCCGAGGGCUGGUGAUGGUAAAUGCAGGCGGGAAGGAUCCCGAGGGCGGUCCGAGGGCUGGCCGUGCAAAAAACCACCCUCUCCUUUGAAAGAUGAGAGUACGGGAUGCUCUGCGCGUCAGAGAACGGCUGAGGUUGGAAGGGAUCUCGAAGCCCACCCAGCCGUAAGCCCUCCCGUGGGCUGCCUGCCUCCGAACCGGAGCCGCGGGGGGGGCGUGGCGCGGGGCGGGCGGCGCCGGCGCGGUUGCGCCCUUUCUAGGAGUAGCAAAGCAGUGUCAGCCUGGCUGCUCGCUGUCGCCAAACCCAAUGGAGCCGGUGCUGCCCCGCGGCAUCCAGCUGAGGCCGGUGCAGGAGCGCUAGUGGGACACAGCUGGGAGGAGCAGGCCCUGCCGGCAGGAGGAUGGCUCAGGCCGCCGGGAGCAUCAACACUGACUACAGGGACUGGGAGUGGAGCGCCGAUGCCGGCGAACGGGCCAGGCUCCUGCAGAGCCCCAGCGUGGAAGCGGUGCCGAAGAGCGGGGAGAGCCAAGGGAACGGCGCCGGGGCCACGUCGGCGCUGGGUGCGGUGUUCAUCGUGGUGAAUGCUGCGCUUGGAGCUGGGCUGCUCAACUUCCCCGCUGCCUUCAACAUGGCUGGCGGAGUGGCCGCGGGCAUUGCGCUGCAGAUGUGCAUGCUGAUCUUCAUCAUCGGAGGACUGGUCAUCCUGGCGUACUGCUCGCAGGCCAGCAAUGAACGGACGUACCAAGAGGUGGUGUGGGCGGUGUGUGGGAAGGUGCCAGGUGUGCUGUGUGAGGUGGCCAUCGCCGUUUACACCUUUGGCACCUGCAUUGCUUUCCUCAUCAUCAUCGGAGACCAACAGGACAAGAUCAUUGCUGCUCUGGUGACAGAGCCUGAGGAAGCAGGGAGCAGCCACUGGUACACAGACCGCAAGUUCACCAUCAGCAUCACCGCCUUCCUCCUCAUCCUACCCCUCUCCAUCCCCAAGGAGAUCGGCUUCCAGAAAUACGCCAGCUCUCUGAGUGUGAUUGGCACGUGGUACGUCACUGCAGUCAUCAUCAUCAAGUACAUCUGGCCUGACAAGGAGCUCGUGCCUGUGGAGAUUCCUACCAGCCCCUCCACCUGGAUGGCCGUGUUCAACGCCAUGCCCACCAUCUGCUUUGGAUUCCAGUGCCAUGUGAGCAGUGUGCCCGUCUUUAACAGCAUGAAGCAGCCAGAGGUGAAGACGUGGGGAGCAGUGGUGACAGCAGCCAUGGUGAUCGCUCUCUUUGUCUAUACUGGCACUGGUGUCUGUGGCUUCCUGACCUUUGGGGCCAGCGUGGACCAGGAUGUGUUGCUUUCCUACCCCUCCAAUGACAUCCCAGUCGCCCUCGCUCGGGCUUUCAUCAUCCUGUGUGUGCUGACGUCCUACCCCAUCCUGCACUUCUGCGGCCGGGCUGUCCUGGAAGGCCUCUGGCUCCGCUACACCGGAGUGACGGUGGAGGAGGACGUGGUUCGGGAGCGGAGGAGACGCCUGCUUCAGACCAUUAGCUGGUUCCUCCUGACUCUCCUCCUGGCUCUCUUCAUCCCUGACAUUGGCAAAGUCAUAUCUGUCAUUGGAGGCUUGGCCGCCUGCUUCAUCUUUGUCUUCCCAGGGCUCUGCCUGAUUCAAGCCAAACUCUCCGAGAUCCAAGAAACCAGAGCAGUCAGCUGGUGGGCCCAGGUCGGCUACGGGGUAUUCAUGGUCACCCUUGGAGCCUUCAUCUUCGGACAGACCACUGCCAACGCCAUCUUCGUGGAUCUUGCAGCCUGACCCCUCCUCCAGGCAGGACCCUGCUGCUGCUGAGGGGAAGUAGAUUUCCCAUCAGACUGAGGGGGAGUGGGGAGAAAACAUUUUAGCAUAUUGGGAAUGUCCAAGAGGAGUGUUGAAAUGCAGGGCUUCGCUGGAAGAGCCCUGCAGGAACUUGUGUCUUGUUGUCUUAACGCACCAGGCAGUCAGGCUUGCCUUCUCAGUCCUGACUCCCUGGUGACGGAGGAGAACCCCACUCACUCCGUGCUGACAUCCAGGUCAAAUCCUUUUCUGCCCCUCUGGGGUAGGCUUCACUAAGGGAUCCCGUUUGGGUUUGCACAGGAAAGCGCGCUGCUUCCCUCGGUGUCGGGGGAACUUCUUUCCAGCACUUUCACAGCUUAAGGUCACAGCAUUGGAGGGAGGCAGUGUGUCUUGUUUAAAGGGAACUAGGGACCGUGCUUUAAUUUAUAGCUCGUGAGAGUGUGCUGCGAUCAAAGCAUAAAACAAAUGGUGUAUCUGCAGAAAGGGAGAAAGCAAAGGGAGCUCUGCCUCACUGAGCAGCGCUGGGGCGAUGGGCCCCGGCUGAUUUCCAUCACCUCAAAGUGAGUGAGUAUUACUGUGCGUGAGCGCAGCAAUUCCUCCACCACCUUAAACCCAUUAUCUUAGAGUGACAUCCCUGUGCUCCUCUUCUGUGUCUGUGUUUGGUUUUAAGUUUGCUUUCCUGUGGCUCGUCCUGCCAGCCUGCUGUCCUAUCCCAGUGCUAGCAGGCGUUUCCCCUCCCAUUUUCCUCUGACCAGGCUGCACUUUGCUGUUAGGAAGUGGGAACGUUGCGCUGAGCCUGAUUUUAACAUUGAGCCUGAUUUUAAGGAGGGGGAUUGGGAAGACUGCAGGAGCAAAGUUUACAUUGCCAGCCCCAGCCUCGGGGCUGGCGGACUCGCUGGAGAAGGUGCUGCGAACUGCAUCUGCCUACUGGAAACACUACACUAGAACCAAGCUUUUAAUUUCAAAUCCUCUUCUUCUGGAGUGCAUGGCCAAGGAGUGGGCCAGGUGUAGGUUUUUAAGGGACGCUCUGGGGAUAAAGCAGUCAGUAUUAAUCCAUUUUAUGUUGUUCCCAUGCUUAUUUGUGCUGUGGCUGGUGCUGCUCUUGGGUGUUCCUCCUUAGCCUUUCCCAAUAGUUUCAUUUCUGCUUCUUGAUCGUUUCUUUGGGUAUAGAAGUUCUCACAGCUGCAGAUGAGGCUUGGGGCAAGUUAAAUCCCAGCGGCCAACUGCUCCUGUUGAGACUUCAAGGUCCCUUGGUCUUUGGCUUCUAAAUCCCUGGGUCGGGAGAGAUUGGUGUUCACAUGUCCUCGUGUAUGGUCUCGAAGCAGUGCUUGGCAGACAUGGGACAUGGCCCAGCCUGUGACGGUGGGAAGAUGAAUGGUGACACGUUGAUGCAGUCCUUGCCAUGUUCCUUUCCCUAUGUAACCAACCAACAGUGGGUGGGAGGAUGGCCUGCGGGUACAGUUUGCUGGUGGCGUUCAUCCUCUCCCCUACAGUGCUUGUGGUGUAUGGGUGUGCUCUGACAAAAGGUGGCUUCAGCCUGGCUCUCGCAUUCCGCAGCUCCCAGGCAGUGCUGGCACAGCUCUGGGAAGGGCUUUUCAUCUAAAUGCACAUUUCUUCCCAGAAUCUGCUCUGUAAUCUCUGAGGUGAGAUGAGGAAAUCCAGACAGAGAAUGAGAAGGAAAUCCCAAAUAAAUUGUUUUUGGGGACUGUGUGAAGUAUUGUGUCCCUCCAGCCUCCUCCAGGAUAGCUCCAGCCUCUGCGCCUUCUGCUUUUCACAUGAAAAGGCUCCAGCAAACCUCCUGUCUGCAUCGCCACUGUUUGUAUCACCUGGGAACAGAGGAGUGCUGUCAGUGUGCUGGGCUCUCUAGAAAAUCAGGCCGUGUUUCAGGGAGUACGAAGAGUGCAGUGUAUGUGAGCAUACACACUGUGCUUUCCCAGAACAAGAACAAGAGAUGGAAGGAGCCAGAGCCUGGGGUUAAUGGGUGUUGUGUCUAAACACAGUCCGUCUGUGCUGCACGUGGGAGCAUGGACAUCACAUGCACAGGCUGUCUCCAAGCCCCCUUCUGGCUUGGGCUUCCUUGCCCAUACUUCCCCUUUUUCCCCUCUUUCUCUCUUUCUUUCUUUCUUUCUCUCUCUCUCUUUCUUUCUUUUUUUCUUUCUUUCUUUCUCUCUCUCUCUCUCUCUCUCUCUUCCUUUCUUUCUUUCCUUCUUCCUCCCUUCCCUCCCCCCCCCCAUUUUUCUUUCUCUUUUCCCCCCUUUCUUCCUUUCGUCUGCUUGCUUGCUUGCUUGGUUUUUCUUUCUUUCCCUUUUUCCCCUUUCAUUUUCUCUAUUCUCUUUUCCUUUCUCUUUUCUCUUUCCCUUUUUCUCCUUUCUUUCCUUCCCCCCUUCUUCUGUUUCCCUUUCCUUCCCCUUAUUUCUUUCCCUCUUUUCCCCUUUCCUUUCUUGCUUGUUUGCUUGCUUUUUCCAUCUUUCCUUCCCCUUUCCUUCCCCUUUCCUUCCCCUUUCCUUCCCCUUUCCUUCCCCUUUCCCUUCCUCCCCCCCCCCCCCCCCCCCCCCCAAAAUGCAAGGAUAAAAGGAUAAGCACCUCAGCUAUCUCCACAGCAUGGUUCUGAGCAGGAAGGAGAGCCCAGGCACGCAGGGCUGGGGUACUUGUUGGAUGCCUGCGUACAAACCAGGCUCAGCCAAGACUGCACUGGUGUAUGCUGGAGCCAGGCUGCAGGAUAGGAUGCGUGUUGUGUCUUCACAGGAGUGCAGGCAACCAGAGAUGCUGCUCAGUUUUCUGUCCCCCUGGCCUGCCCGGAUCAAAGCCCUGCCCUAUGGGGCUGCUGGGCUUCCUCAUGGUGCCAUGUGUGGAGGUGGGGUCGCACGGUGCCCUGGCAGUGGGGUUAUGUGGCGAUGGGGCUGUUUCUCUGUUUGCCUUACCACUCCUGUGGCUGUUUACAGACUUUUUAUGUAAUUUUUUAAGUGCUAAAAAAACGAAAACCAACCCCUGGAUGACCUUGACUCAAUAAAAGUGAAGUUGUGGUGCGUA